Molecule: messenger RNA, 3750 nt
Organism: Marmota flaviventris (yellow-bellied marmot)
Lineage: Eukaryota; Metazoa; Chordata; Mammalia; Rodentia; Sciuridae
Gene: Cytip
Product: cytohesin 1 interacting protein
Biological process (GO): regulation of cell adhesion
Cellular component (GO): cell cortex
Molecular function (GO): protein binding
Source: RefSeq, a predicted model, not a curated record
AGGGUAGUACAUUUAGCUUCCCCCAUCCUGCAAGGCCACUCAGACAUGUGCAAGCUGGAGUAGUCUUUAUUCACAAUGUCUUUACAAAGGCUUCUGCACCAGAGCAGCAAUGGCAAUUUGGUGGACUACUGCGGGGGUCCAGCAUAUAGCUCUUACCCUACCCUCACAGGACCUCUUACCAUGGAUGAUAACAGAAGGAUUCAGAUGCUGGCAGACACUGUGGCUACUUUGCCUCGAGGACGAAAGCAGCUUGCUUUGACUCGAUCAAGUUCUUUGGGUGAAUUUUCCUGUUCUCAAAGAAAGCUUGUUACUGUGGAAAAGCAGGACAAUGGAACAUUUGGAUUUGAAAUUCAGACCAACAGGCUCCAGAAUCAGAACAUCUGCUCCUUGGAAUUGUACACUAUGAUCUGCAAAAUACAGGAGGACAGUCCAGCUCACCUUGCUGGUCUGCAAGCUGGUGAUGUCCUUGCAAAUAUCAAUGGUGUGAGCACAGAAGGCUUUACACACAAGCAAGUGGUUGACCUGAUCAGAUCCUCAGGAAACAUGCUAAGGAUAGAGACUCUUAAUGCAACAACCAUUCUCAGAAGAACAGAACUUGAAGAAAAGCUGCAGGUUUUAAAGCAAACCUUGAAGAAAAAAUGGGUGGAGUACAGGUCUCUGCAGUUACAGGAACAGCGCCUGCUUCAUGGUGACGCAGGUAGCUGCCCAAGUUUAGAAAACAUGGACAUGGAUGACUUGUCUUUGUUUGGAAUCCUGCCUGGGCCAGCCUCAGACCUCCUGGACCGGAAUCGCUUAUCCAGCGAGAGCAGCUGUAAGAGCUGGUUGAGCUCCAUGACAGUGGACAGUGAGGACGGCUACCAGACAAGUGUGUCCGAGGACUCGAACCGGGGUGCCUUCAGCCGGCAGACAAGCACUGAUGAUGAGUGCUUCCUCUCCAGGGAUGGGGAGGAUUUUCUGAGGAGGGCUUCUUCAAGGAGGAAUCGGAGCAUCAGUGCCACCAGCAAUGGGUCCCUGUCUCCCUUGUGGGAAGGCAAUUACUCAAGCAUGUUUGGGACUCUGCCCAGGAAAAGCAGAAGGGGAAGUGUCCGCAAACAACUCUUGAAAUUCAUUCCUGGCCUUCACCGAGCUGUGGAAGAGGAAGAGAGUCGCUUUUGAUGGGUCAUUCUGCCCUUUUGGAUUGGCUCAUUUCACAGCAGUCACUAGACUCCACCAGAUCGGCUCUACCCAGCUCUGUGGGAAAGUGUGGAUGGAUUGCAAAACUGACAUCCCAUUUCACAGCAAUGGUGACCUUUAUUUAAAAUUUUAUGACGUUAUUUUUGAUUUUUGAAUCAUUUUUCAACCAGAGCAGUUCAAGUUCAAAACAGGCCUUAGGGAAAUUAAGUAAUAAGUUAGGUGGUAAAACAAAUUAAUGCAAGUGCCUGAUUCUAAUGCUGCCUGUGAAAGCAAGGAGUAAUGUUUACUUUCCAGAUUAUGCAUAUGAAAAAUUGAGAAUUUUUUGGAGUCAAGUGUGAAUAGGGAGUGACAGAAUAUAAUGAUUUGGUUACAAAACCUUGUUUGCUUAAGCUCAGUAGCUUCUGGAGAGCCCCAGGAUAAGGCAGGUUUGAAUGUUUCUGUUCAGAUCUUUAAAGGGUUAUAAGCAAAGAUUUACAUCCAUAUUCAUAAUAAAGCAUGAAGUGUAAGGUUUAAUAUAAGAGGUUGCACUUCAUGAGAACCAGUGAAAGAUAAGUUAUGAGAUGGGUACCAAGGAAGACCUUAAAAAAGAUCCUUGUUAUAGGAUGUCUAAACAAAAGGAGUGGGGAAUCUCAUUCUCUUUGUCCAAUUCAAUUUUCAUUCUGCCUGAGCGUUAACAACAGUCUGGAAUUCUCAUCAUCCUAUCACUUGGUGACUAUUUUUUUUUUUUAAGUGUCCAAAAUCCAAAAAGUUAAGAGUUCAGAAAAGAAUUUCCCUCCUGUAUGUUUUUUUCCACAUAUUUCUAUUCUACAUAUUCCAAAUGAUCAUCAUCUCAGCAUUCUUUAUUCAUUUGUAUCAAUUACAUUUUUUCAAUCAUGCUAUAUUUUAUUCAAUAUUCAUUAAAAUCCAUGACUUCUUUGUUCUGGUGAUACAAUUACUCUUAAGUAAAAAAAUCUGGAUUUAAAAAAAUCUUUAAAAUCAGUCCUCACUGAGUUUAAGCUGUGUGUGUGUGUAUGUAAACUUGGGUUUAAGGAUUAGUCAUUUUCAGAAAAAAAAGUAGGGUGGGGUAAGGAAGCUUGUGUGAUAAGGAAGCUUGUGUGAUAGGAAGUAAAUAAUAAGAUAUAAAAAGGUUUUUAGGUGGGGCAUGCUUUCUGUUCUUUGAGAUUACAAACACCCUGUGGAAUCUGCAUGAAAGUCAUUCAGAUGAAAGGCAGGGUAUAGCACCUUUCUCAGGCACAAUAGCAAUCCUGCCUACCAUUUGCUAAAUGCCUGAUAGACUAAAGGCACUUCAGUAUGAUUCUGGAACAGUGGAUGUAGGGCACAAGAGUUAAGGUGGCAGAAAUCCAGAGACAUCUCAUGGUCACAGGGCUAGGCAGUGGCAGGGCUGAAAUUGGAAGCCAAUUUUUCCUGCUUCUAGCCUAUCCUCUGAGUCUCUCUAGAUAUAAUUUACUUUGUUGCUGGUUCUGUGUAGUUUUCCUCAGAGUACUUUUUAUUCCCCUGAGAGAAAAGAUUAAAAUGCAAAUUGUAGAUACUGCAUAGAAAAGCAUAUAGUCUUGGUACGGAGGAAAGCAAAUGUUUAGGGUGAUUCUCCUGGCUUUCAUAAGCAAGUUUUCAUAUAUAAACACCUUAAUACCUAGUAAGAACUUGAAAACCAUGUAUAAUCUAAAUGGUAUUGUUUAUCUCUUGUUCUCUAGAAUUAUCAUGUUAAAGAUCAGCUUACAUAAAGGCAGCAUCUCUCAUUAACCCUAUUUCACAAAGCCCAGGAGAGAGAAAGACAUUCAUUUUGGGAGAGAUGGUUUCAAAUUCUAUGAUGAGAAAAAAAUGCUUAGGGAACUACCACAGGUCAUCUGGGAAAGCAGAGUCUAUAGGUCAUUUUCUUUUUUGCGGCAUUAAUACAGAAGUGUAAUACUUCUUUAUGACGGUAAAUGUCAUAUGCAAAAUGGGGGUAGGGAAGGGACAGAGCAAGUAUCACUUCAGUCUGUAAUAAGAAAAGUCAAGAGUUUGAUCUAUGUUCUGGGAAAAAAGCAAAGCUGGUUAACCAAGGUACAGGAAGGGAGGGGAUGUCAUAUUUGGUGUGUUCACAAGCUGUUUAGUGGAAAUGUGGGUCAAUUUUUCACAGCAUAGCUUUUUAGCCUGAGUCUGACCUGAGUGAGACUUUUUUGUAGAAUGAUAUUUGAUAAAACUAAAUUUGUGUCAAGCAUUUUGGGAAUUACUUUAUCAUAUGGCUGAAUGACCAUAACUGUGUCAAACAGGUAGAAAAUAUGCUUUUUGAAAUGAACUUUUAAUCCUCACUUUCUACUAUGCAAUACUUUUAUAUCUUCGGUGCCUGAUAUAAAUAGUGUUAAAAAUCUGAGUUUGAACUGAAGACAUCAAACUUGGACAGUUUGUGCGUACAGCUUAUCAUAAAGUAUAAGUAUUCAUGAAUGUAUACAAACGGAGUAUAGUAAAUAGUGCAUUACUACAUUAAGCCUGCAGAUCAUAAAAGUAUUGUUACUUUAUAUUUGUUUCCUUACAUAACUGUGGACUAUAAAAUCAAAAUCCAGUGCCUUUCUGAAAUAAAGAAGGCUUUUCAGAAAAGGA